Girardinichthys multiradiatus is the source of this 3791-nucleotide messenger RNA. RefSeq names its product PWWP domain containing 2B (gene pwwp2b). Gene Ontology annotation, cellular component: nucleoplasm; nucleus. Bases 329 to 2203 code for a protein of 624 amino acids. The transcript has 3 exons. Lineage: Eukaryota; Metazoa; Chordata; Actinopteri; Cyprinodontiformes; Goodeidae. The record is from RefSeq and is a predicted model, not a curated record.
ACAGUAAGUUCGUCAUUAUGGUCUCGGUGUGGAAAGCAGGGUGAGGUGAGCGUUAAUGAGCGGCAUCAAACGUCGCAGAGUGAGGCAGAGAAAAAGGCCAGGCCCUGUCUUGGGGAGAUUUUUUUCUACUCCUGUAGCACACAGAGCGUGAUGUCAGCGGUGGCAGCGCUGUUGUAAUGGACUUGGUGGGGGUGAUGGCGUCAUUUUCUGCCCUAGCGUAGCCUCCUGCUCUCGAUAGCGAAGGGGAGACGGAUCUUUGGCCGACGCGACUGUGGCUCCCUUGGCCGGGACCGAGUACCGCGGAGCCGGACAGAUCACCUCGGGAAACAUGGAGGCUGCGGACGAGGAGCUGCGGGCCGGCUCUCGGGUACCUGUCACUAUCGAUCAUGUUGUUAACGACACGCUGCUGGUGACGCUGACCUACCGAGAAAGGAGUUACACGGGGAUAUUACUCGAUUCCAACAAAAAGACUGGGCUCUUCUGUCUGCCAGAUUUCACAGCCAAACUUGGUAACUGCCCGAUCACUAAGCCAGCUUGUGAAAUCCCGGAGAUCUUGAAUGAGGAGCCAGUUUCUAAGUCCCCCAACCAGGCCUCACACAGACCAAAGGAUGAAAACUCUCUCCCUGAAAGCAGCGAACCUGCUGCACCUCCACCACCACCCUGCCCCAUCCCCACACCCGUGCCAGCUGGACAGACUCCUUUUCCUCCUUAUUUUGAAGGAGCCCCAUUCCCUCAGCCUUUAUGGGUGCGCCACACCUACAGUCAGUGGGUACCUCAACCCCCUCCGCGGCCAAUAAAGAGAAAGAAGAGGCGAUCGCGAGAGCCAGGCCGUAUGACCAUUAGUACCAUCCGUCUGCGGCCGCGGCAGGUGCUGUGCGAAAAGUGUAAAAACACACUUAAUAUUGACGAGGACAGCAAAGAUGGCAUUAGCAACACUAAGUCUUCUAGGAAAGAGAAUACUCUGCAAAGCGAUGAUGAUGGAGAUUAUAAGAACAGCCUAGGUAAGCUGUCGAGGAAAGAGGACGUCAUUGCGACGAAGGACGGCAAAAGACGAGAAAACGGCUCUAGCCUCGACAGUAAGCGCUUCAGAAAGGACAAAAGGGGCGAGGCUGAUAUGGAGAAAUACACUUCAAGUGAUGUUAUCCCUCACAGUCCCGUCAUAAAGAUUUCCUACAGUACUCCACAGGGAAAGGGGGAGGUCAUGAAGAUCCCCUCCCGAGUUCACGGUUCAAUCAAGCCUUUCUGUCCAAAACAGUUGGUGCAAAACGGCGUGGGAGGAAAUGACAAGAGGUCUGGGGAUGCCGCCAAGGACCAGCGGCACAUUUUGGACGCCACAAGGUCUGGCCUCACUGUGUCUAUUCCAAAACUCAAAUUAACCAGGCCUUUUGCAACAGUGAAUCAAGGCUCAUCUUGUCCAAAGAUUCGGUUGAGACCCCCACAGAGUCAGGGAGAGGACACCAUGAUGGAGUACGAGGCAGAACUGGUCGGAGGCAGCAGGAGACGGAGCCCCAGAGGGCCUGGUUCGGGCAUCCCCCAUUCUGAGGACUCAGGUGAAGGGAAAAACUCAUUAGAGUUAUGGUCAGGGAGUUCUGGAGAGGAGGCAGAUCGUAGCCACAGCGACCUCACCCUCCUGAUCAACUUUCGGAAGCGUAAAGCAGAUUCUUCCAGCCUGUCAGUGUGCAGCAGUGACAGCCUGGACGAGUCCAAGUCCUUUAGCUCGGAAGGGACCUCGCCAGAGCUGUGCGAUCUGGCACCUGGCGAAGACCUGUCCGUCACCUCGUCUUCUGUGACUCCCCGGGAUGACUGCAAGACGGUGCCGCCGCUCACGGUGCGGCUACACACCCGCAGCAUGACAAAGUGCGUAACGGAGGAGGGCCACGCUGUGGCAGUGGGAGACAUUGUAUGGGGAAAGAUCCACGGCUUCCCCUGGUGGCCAGCUCGCGUGCUCAGCAUCAGCGGCACUCGGAAACAAGAGUCCGAUGGCUGCGAGGCCCAGUGGCCCCAAGCAAAGGUGGCGUGGUUCGGCUCGCCCACCACUUCCCAGCUGUCUGUAGCCAAGCUGUCGCCCUUCAGAGAGCUCUUCAGGUCCCGCUUCAACCGCAAAAAGAAAGGGAUGUACCGGAGAGCCAUCUUGGAGGCGGCCAAGGCCGUGGGUCACAUGGGACCAGAGAUAACGUCACUGCUUUCUCACUGCGACACGUAGAGGCUGAGGACCAAACGGACGUCUCCUAAUUGUUUCUGGACUCUCAGCCAUCAAGGCCCAUGAGGAGGAGUACGUGCCGUUACCACGGCUACUAUUUAUAUACCUGUUUUUUGUUUUUUUCCUUAUUCUUUUUCACAAGGCUGGUGGAUUAUUAUUGUUGAGACUGGAUAAGGGAGCAAAUACAAAAAAAAAAAAAAAAUGAGAAAAGGCCAGGAAUCUCAUGGUCUUCUUGAAACUCUGAACGUUUUAUUAUUUUCUAGGUUUUAUCAUAUUUCUGUAGAGCCGGACAACAACACUACAUGGACCCAAACGUAUUUAUUCUCUGAGUUGCCCUGUCUGAUAGUUUUUGGGGAAAUCCUUUCUAGUUUGCUGCUGUUAUUCCGAAGGUCUCUCCCGCGAGGUCCGACCUGUCCGGCCGGGUGGAGCCAUCGACACCGCCCCUCUUUCCCACAUCUGAAAGUCUUACUCUGAACACUCUAGACUGUAGAAACUGUGAAUGCUCCAUCCAGAGACGGCAGUGAGCGCAGCGUUCCCUCCUUCAUGCAGCGCUCAGCAACAUUCGGAGGACUGGUGGUGUGGUUGUACCGAACUCCAGAGUUACGUCACGUCUGUUUCCCAUUUCAUUUUUGACCCCCCCAUUCAGAUAUCCUGAAAACCAUUUUAACAUUUAAUUAUUUAAAGUGACACAUCUUAAAGAAAAAAAGCACUUUAUCUGUACCUUGGUGGCCUGCUGUAAGCUCACUGUCUGAAACACUAUUGAGAGAUACAGCCUUGUUAGGCAGCAGGGGAGUUCAGAAGUCUUUGUGGUUGACUAUCUAUGGCCUUGGAGAUACAAAACUAAAACCCAGUUUAGUUUUAUUUUAAAGUGAUCCAUGGGGGAACCAGACACAAUGUUUCUGUUUGUUUUUUAACACUGUGUUCCUGCAUUCUGCCUUUGCCACCCUACAGAAACAAAUCCUCUUGACAUUUCCAUUGGAGACUUGGUGAACAUAUGGCAACGCCCCCUAUGCAUCAUGAGUCAAAGCUUUAGGAGUUACUUGGAGAGGAAAAAUAUUACCAUGCUGUAAGAUUAAUGUGAAUUCAGCUGCUUAGUGGACUGAAGGAAGAAAGAUGGCUUGCUGCUAGUCGCAGGAUUUAGCCCUCGGGCGAAUACCGACUGCAACACUGACUUUCAGUGAGCGUCGUGUUGAAAUGCCAGCCAUGUUGGUCAUGCAGGGAAGUUGGGAAUCGGUCAGUAUUUAAAAGGUAACUGGGGAAUGCACAGGCACACUAGGCAUACCAGUUCGACUCCUUUCUUCCAGCCCAGAUACGGAAAAGCAGGCUCAGUUUAGGUGACAGAAUAAUUAUUAUUGUUUUUAAGGAGCUGCUCCCUUCUUCCUGUUUUGAUAUUCUUUGUUGUGAAGCUCUUGUCAGAUGGUGCGAAAGUGUACGCCUAAGAGGGGAGGGCGGUCGUCAGGAUCUUCCCAUGGAUGAGCAACGGUGCGGUUUACUGCUGCCCACGUCAGUCAGUGUUAUUGGCUACUUUUUGUUUCUUUUUUCUUUUUUUUUUUUACAUGUACUGUACAUAAAAUAAAAUAUACAAGCAUUA